Molecule: messenger RNA, 1077 nt
Organism: Exserohilum turcica Et28A
Lineage: Eukaryota; Fungi; Ascomycota; Dothideomycetes; Pleosporales; Pleosporaceae
Exons: 4
Coding region: 1-1077 (358 amino acids)
Source: RefSeq, a predicted model, not a curated record
AUGGCGGGAACCACUACCACCGAUCGCUUCCACAUCAUCAACGGCAAGCAGCUCGCCCUGCUCAUCGCGCCUCUCAUCUGCUUCGUGGCUGCCUGCGCCGCCGUCGCCGCAAGAUGGUACACGCGCAGCGUGCGCAGGAUCAACACCGUCAGCGAGGAUGCCCUGAUGCUGGCCGCCCUGGCCAUGAGCUUCGUCGUAGUCACCAUGGUCUACGUCCUCGUCUUCCUGGGCGGCGAGGGCUUGACAAGCGACCAGAUAAGGGCCGACCCGACCAAGAACUUUGAUGUCGUGCAGCGCUUCUGGCUGCGGAUGCAGUUUGCCCUCGACAUUUGCUGGGCCACGUCGAUUGCAACCGUCCAAAUCGCCUUUGCCAAGGCCUACGUUCGCCUGUACGAGCGCAAGCGCGUCGCCCAGAUCGGCUGCUGGAUUUCCAUUGGCCUCAUCGCCAUCUGGUACAUCUGGUCCCUGGCCGGCUGGAUCAGCAUGUGCCAUCCGCCCGGCGAGUGCAAGCUGCAGAGCAAAAAGUCGUGCAUCAUCAUCGGCUCCCUGCACGUCUUCUUCAACAGCGUCGUCCUCUUCGCCCCCGUGCCCGCCGUUCUGGCAGCCGACCUGUCGGCCAAGAAAAGGGGCUCUGUCAUGAUCUUGUUUCUCCUCGGAUGCUUCUGCACCAUCCUCGCCGUACUCCGCAUUGACUGCGCAAUCAACGUAUUCGGCGAUGUCACCCAGGAUCCCAUCGGCGCGUCCUGGUGGCGCGUCUGCUUCUCGCCCAUUGAAGUCGCCGUGGGCAUCAUCUGCUGCUGCGUCCCCAACGUCCGCUCACUGCCCGCUUGGCGCCGCACUUCGCCCAUUGGGGGCAACGAAAACCACGGCCUGCGUCGCCUCAAGUUCCGCACAACCAGCAGCGGCUCUUCGACGUCCAAUCUCAACGAGCCUUCGCAAUGGAUGCCCCACGCCUCGAAACCACAAGCGGCCGCAUUCGUCACGCUGACCAACGAGUCAGACAGUCUGGAAAGAACGGCAUCGCUCGGCGCAAACGAAAUUAAGGUUACCAAAGAGUACAACCUCGAUCGGCUGUGA